Stylonychia lemnae is the source of this 2001-nucleotide messenger RNA. The record is from the annotation of a GenBank genome assembly. Lineage: Eukaryota; Ciliophora; Spirotrichea; Sporadotrichida; Oxytrichidae.
AUGGCAGACACAGAUGCUAGAUAAGUCUUUAGACCCAAAUUCGUGUAUUCUCAAUUGAAUGAUGGCAUUCUGAUUCGCAGAGAUAAUGGAAUUGUGCUGAAAUAUUAUUACAGUUCGUCUAAGCCAUUGCCAUAAGACGCUGUUCCAGUCAAAGAUAUAGGUUUCAUCAAAAGAUGCGUUCUCAGAGAAUGUGAGGAAACUUAAUAAUAGGAAAAAAGUGCAAGAUCAAAGAAAGAGCUUUACGGUAUAUUCGGACAGAUUGAACUGCCUGAUUGCUAAUUUCUCAUACUAAUAGAGGAGGCUACAUUCCUAGGAAAUAUUUUGAUGGCUAAUGUGUUCAGAGUUGAUAAAUUACUUUAUGUUCCAUUGAAUAUUAAUCCAACAUACAAAGCUUCCCAAGAGGCCCUUCAAUUCAUAGAUAUGAUUGAGAAUAUCUAAAAGGAUAAGCCAUUCUACUUCUCUUAUGGAGUUGAUUUAACUAAGAGCAUGCAAGUCAAUAUUCAAGAGGCUAUCCAAUAGAAUAGUAGCAACUAGAUGAUUGGGGGAUAUGCGAAUCAAAUGGUUGAAGCAAUGUCACUAUACCCUAAUGCAAUAAAUUACAUCCCUAAGUUUACUUUCAACAAUUUCUUACUUAAGGAUUAUGACAGUCUUACGUUGGCUCCAUUCAGAGUACCCUGCAUAUUUGGAUUCGCUUAUAUUAGGACAGUACAAGUUGACAAGACUAAAUUCGACUUUGCACUCGUCUCAAAGAAAGAUUGCCGCAGACCUGGGAGAAGAUUUUUAGUUAGGGGUAUUGAUAAUGAAGGUUGUGUAGCAAACUUUGUAGAGUCAGAGCAUAUUCUCUCAUAUCUCGAUGAAGGUACUAUCAAAUUUACAACAUACAUUCAGACAAGAGGAUCUAUUCCGUUGUUGUGGACCCAAAAGCCUACUAUGAAAUACACUCCAGCUGUUAGAGUUAAUCCGAAUCUUAAUGAUUCACUUCCCCUUGCUCAGAAACAUUUAGAUGAGAUGAAGUCUGUUUAUGGUGAAACCUACAUGAUCAAUCUAAUAGAUAAAAAGGGUUCUUAGCUGAGAGUUGGCAAGUAAUUUACCAAUCUGCAUUAAAGUUUGAAGGAUGAUAUGAUUAAAUACACUUGGUUUGAUUUCCAUCAUGAAUGUCGUAAAAUGAAAUAUGAAAACCUUGCUAAGCUCUUAGACAGCUUCUCAGACAAGCUUGAAUCAUACUCUUAUUUCUUUGCCAAACUGGAAUAUGGAAUGGAGCAGAGAGACAAGAUUAACAAUAGAACAUGCACAAUUCUAAGCAGACAAAGCGGAAAUUUCAGAACGAAUUGUAUGGACUGCCUAGAUAGAACAAAUGUUGUGUAAUCAGUUAUCAGCAGAAAUAUUGCUCACAGACAGCUUUACAAUAUGGGAAUUGCAGGCAAACCAUCUGGUAGUCCUUUUGAGAGAUUCUCUGAUUAGCUUGAGGAGUACUUCAGAGAGUGCUGGACUGAUAAUGCCAAUGUUGUGAGUAUCCUGUACACAGGCACUCCUGCUUUAAAGACAGAUUUUACAAGAACUGGAAAAAGAACCUUCAAAGGCAAUCUUAAUGAUGGGUAUAAUUCAGUCACUAGGUACUACAUUAACAACUAUUGCGAUGGUUACAAUCAUGAUUGCUUGGAUUUGGCAUUUGGGAAACUCACUCCAUCAGCCAAAAUACUUAAGAAAGGCUUUAUGUCUCCCUUAAAACUCAGUCUAGUUAUGGUAAAUAAUUCCCCUUAAUAUUAUUCAUAGAUAUUCCUUGUACUCUACUCUCUUAAGUUCUUCAUGAAUAUAUAUAUUCCUCAGCAUGAUGAGAAUAAGGCUCAUAUGAUUCACUUCUUGGUACUUUCUAUGGGUCUUUUCGCAGGCAUUCAAAUGAUAAUCAGUAAGCUAGCUAAUUAUCUUAAUUUUUUCUAGCUAAUGGUCAAAAGUUCAUCGAUGACACAUCUAGAUUUGUUUGAGGGAAUGAAAGAUUAAUGA